Mya arenaria is the source of this 5319-nucleotide messenger RNA. Its product is annotated as fibrillin-3-like. Lineage: Eukaryota; Metazoa; Mollusca; Bivalvia; Myida; Myidae. The transcript has 31 exons. The coding region runs from base 77 to 3709 and encodes 1210 amino acids. The record is from RefSeq and is a predicted model, not a curated record. Gene Ontology annotation, molecular function: calcium ion binding.
GAAUGGAAUAUUAAAUUCCUCCAGCUAAUCUUAUAUAUGAACAAACGUUUUUCUUUCCUUCAUAUCGCGCGGCAUAAUGUAUGCAAAAGUGUUGUUUCUUUGUAGUGUUGGUAUUUUAUACAUACGUGGAUGUGAAGGCGGUUAUUGUACUCAGUACACUACAUGUUCAUACAGUUGUUACCGUAAAACUACCUACUACACAAGUUGUGGCUGGUUGUGGCUGUCAAGAUGUAGAAGAUACAGAUCGGCUUCAGAUACCUGCUACAAGCAGUGCAGUCAAAGCAGCAAGUGUUGUACCGGAUAUAACGGGUUGAAUUGCGCUCAACCAAUCUGUUACGGAUCAAACAGUUGCCCAAAUGGCGGAACAUGUACAGCCCCAGACACGUGCAGAUGUCGUACUGGAUUUUCCGGAACAAAAUGUUCAGAUAUUAACGAAUGUAGUUCCGGCACAGCGAGCUGUAGCCAAGCAUGUAUCAACACACAAGGUUCAUUCAGGUGCUCUUGUAGAAGCGGUUAUUGGUUAUCGAGCGACGGCAGAACAUGUUAUGAUAUAAACGAGUGUAGUUCUGGCAGAGCGAGAUGUAACCACACAUGUAUAAACACACAAGGAUCGUUCAGAUGCUCAUGUAGAAGCGGCUAUAACUUAUCAAGCGAUGGCAGAACAUGUUCAGACGUUAACGAAUGUAGUUCCGGCACAGCGAGAUGUAACCACACAUGUAUAAACACACAAGGAUCGUUCAGAUGCUCAUGUAGAAGCGGCUAUAACUUAUCAAGCGACGGCAGAUCAUGUUCAGACGUUAACGAAUGUAGUUCCGGCACAGCGAGAUGUAACCACACAUGUAUAAACACACAAGGAUCGUUCAGAUGCUCAUGUAGAAGCGGCUAUAACUUAUCAAGCGAUGGCAGAACAUGUUCAGACGUUAACGAAUGUAGUUCCGGCACAGCGAGAUGUAACCACACAUGUAUAAACACACAAGGUUCGUUCAGAUGCUCAUGUAGAAGCGGCUAUAACUUAUCAAGCGAUGGCAGAACAUGUUCAGACGUUAACGAAUGUAGUUCCGGCACAGCGAGAUGUAACCACACAUGUAUAAACACACAAGGAUCGUUCAGAUGCUCAUGUAGAAGCGGCUAUAACUUAUCAAGCGAUGGCAGAACAUGUUCAGACGUUAACGAAUGUAGUUCCGGCACAGCAAGAUGUAGCCACACAUGUACCAACACAGAAGGUUCAUUUAGGUGCUCGUGUAGAAGCGGGUAUAGUUUAUCGGGCGACGGAAGGACAUGUUCAGAUAUUGACGAAUGUAGCUCCAGCGCAGCGAGAUGUGAUCACACAUGUACCAACACACUAGGCUCAUUCACAUGCACCUGUAGAAGCGGCUAUAGUUUAUCGAACGACGGCAGAACUUGUUCUGAUAUAAACGAGUGUAGUUCCGGCACCGCGAGAUGUAAUCACACAUGUACCAACACACAAGGUUCAUUCAGAUGCUCCUGUAGAAGUGGCUAUAACUUAGCGAGUGACGGCAGAACAUGUUCUGAUAUUAACGAGUGUACUUCUGGCACAGCGGUAUGUAAUCACACUUGUACCAAUACACAAGGCUCUUUCACGUGUUCCUGUAGAAGCGGCUAUAGCUUAUCGAGCGACGGCAAGACUUGUUCUGACAUAGACGAAUGUAGUUCCGGCACAGCGCGAUGUAACAACACAUGCUCCAACACACAAGGAUCUUUCAGUUGUUCCUGUUUAAGCGGCUAUAUUUUAUCGAGCAACGGCAAAACAUGUUCAGAUAUUGACGAGUGCAGUUCCGGUAUAGCGAGAUGUAGUCACACAUGUACGAACACACAAGGCUCAUUCACAUGUUCCUGUAGAAGCGGCUAUCGUGUAUCAAGCGACGGAAGAACAUGUUCAGAAAUUGACGAGUGUAGUUCUGGCACAGCAAGAUGUAAUCACAUAUGUACCAACACGCAAGGCUCAUACACAUGUUCCUGUAGAAGCGGGUAUAGUUUAGCAAGCGACGGCAGAUCAUGUUCUGACAUUGAUGAGUGUAGUUCCGGCACAGCGAGAUGUAGUCACACAUGUACUAACACACUUGGCUCAUUCACAUGUUCCUGUAGAAGCGGCUAUAGUUUAUCGAGCGACGGCAGAUCAUGUUCUGACGUUAACGAGUGUAGUUCCGGCACAGCGGGAUGUAAUCACACAUGUACCAACACACAAGGGUCAUUCACAUGCUCUUGUAAAAGCGGUUAUAGUUUAUCGAGCGACCUGAAAAGAUGUUUAGACAUUGACGAGUGUAGUUCCGGCACAGCGAGCUGUAACCACACAUGUACCAACACACAAGGGUCAUUCAGAUGCUACUGUAGAAGCGGCUAUACUUUAGCAAGUGAUGACAGAAAAUGCUACGAUAUUGACGAGUGCAGUUCCGGUAUAGCGAGAUGUAGUCACACAUGUACGAACACACAAGGCUCAUUCACAUGUUCCUGUAGAAGCGGCUAUCGUUUAUCAAGCGACGGAAGAACAUGUUCAGAAAUUGACGAGUGUAGUUCUGGCACAGCAAGAUGUAAUCACAUAUGUACCAACACGCAAGGCUCAUACACAUGUUCCUGUAGAAGCGGGUAUAGUUUAGCAAGCGACGGCAGAUCAUGUUCUGACAUUGAUGAGUGUAGUUCCGGCACAGCGAGAUGUAGUCACACAUGUACUAACACACUUGGCUCAUUCACAUGUUCCUGUAGAAGCGGCUAUAGUUUAUCGAGCGACGGCAGAUCAUGUUCUGACGUUAACGAGUGUAGUUCCGGCACAGCGGGAUGUAAUCACACAUGUACCAACACACAAGGGUCAUUCACAUGUUCUUGUAAAAGCGGUUAUAGUUUAUCGAGCGACCUUAAAAGAUGUUUAGACAUUGACGAGUGUAGUUCCGGCACAGCGAGCUGUAACCACACAUGUACCAACACACAAGGGUCAUUCAGAUGCUCCUGUAGAAGCGGCUAUACUUUAGCAAGUGAUGACAGAAAAUGUUACGACAUUGACGAGUGUAGUUUCGGAACAGCGAGAUGUAAUCAAACGUGUACAAACACACAAGGUUUAUUUAAGUGCUCAUGUGGAAACGGCUAUACUUUAGCGAAUGAUGACAGAUCAUGUUUUGAUAUAGACGAGUGUAGUUUUGGCACAGCGAGAUGCAACCACACAUGUACCAACACACAAGGUUCAUUCAGCUGCUCCUGUACAAGCGGUUUUACAUUGGCGAAUGACAGCAGAACAUGUUACGAUGAUGAUGAAUGCAAUGACGAGACGCACUUGUGUGAUCACCUCUGUGCAAACGAAGAAGGGGCGUAUAGCUGUUCCUGUAAGACAGGAUAUUCCUUGAACACAAACAAUCGCACUUGUUCAGAGAUGACAAGUCCUACCGGUAUGGCGUUGACCGCUUCACUUACUUCAUCCGGAACAAUAGUUGCUGUUGUGGUGGCUGUCAUUGUUUUUCUUGCAAUAAGGAGAUGCCGAUCAAAGCUUGGGACAAAGACGGACCAUCGGGUCUCUUAUAACAAUGGAGGUGUUGUUUCCUUCGAAAGGCUUAGGGCACAUACGAAUCAGAUGAGCGAAUAUACCGAGAACCCUUAUACUUCUCUAUCUGGCGUAGCUGAUUAUUGUGCGGCUCAAGACAAAUGCCAAGAUAAUACGGAUUUAUCAACAGAUGGCAUGGACAAUCCCACUUACGACGGUUAAUCAUGCCUCUCAACCUCAACUUAGAUGCUGUGAAAGCCCACUACAAACUCACUCUACAUUUUGCCAGUGCAUAUACUAGAUACAUAGCAAUAAACGUAGGGUUAGGGUUAGGGUUAGGGUUUGCCGGCCAUCUUGACACCAUUUUGGUUUUUAUCCUAUCCAAAUGAUGUUCGGAUACUGAUUGUUUGCUUUGGUUUGAAUCGAAUGUCAUUAAAAUUAGUUCAGACAAUUUAUUAAAGCAGAUGGAGUCCAUCAGAAGUAUAACGUUUCCGUUAAUAUGACGACUGUCUUGGACGCCAUUUUGAAUGUUAGUAACCGGUUUCAAAUUAAAAAAUGCAUACUUUUACAUUUCCUUUAUUUCAAACCUAGGUUCAAAUACAUGUUUGUAUAAAUAUUGUAUGUUUAAGACCUACUUGCGCCCAUCAACAUAUUUUGUUUUCCCCAAGGUGGCGAGAGGCCAUCAAUAAAAUCGUCUAGACUAACAAAAUAGGCAAACACAUUUUAUCUUUACCUCCAGGCAAUGCUUGGCAAAAUACCCCAUUUGGCUUAUAUAUUCUAACGCGAGAGAAUCAUAAGGCUACCUCCUAAUACCCAGGAAUAUAUUAUUUUCAGUAAUUCUUUAAUUUUACUAAGCGUUCAUUUGAUAACCAUUCAUAGUGUAUUGUUUAUUAAAAAAUAACUUAUAUUGGAUUACAUUACAUCCACAUUCAUUCAAAAGGAGUACUAAUACUACUUAAAUAGUGUUUAUUAACCAUAUAAAAGAAAUUAGUUUUCGAUUAAUAUGUGUAUAUACUGGUUCUGUUUUUUUUGUAAUCUGUGUUUUAUCUUAAUAGUGAUAACUUUCAAUAACUUACUAAUGAUAUACAAUUAAUAAUCAAUAUUUACAUGUUUAUGAUUCGUAUUUCACAAUAUAUAUAUAUAUAUAUAUAUAUAUAUAUAUAUAUAUAUACUCCAAAUAUUACAACAUUAUGGAAUGUAUAAUUUGUUUUAUAUCCUGAGUCUUUUAUGUAAAGGGUAUUUAAUAUGAAAUACGUUGGUGGCGAAUACACUAUCGGGUGAACAGUUAAUUUGAAACAGUUGUUAACUGAGCUUGGUAAAGUAUUAUUUUCUUAGAUUUUGCGAUUGAAAAAUACUUAGUAUCAAUAGUAAUCAGUUAAUGAUAUUACUUAAUAGAUUGAAAUGUUUGCACAUAUAAGCAUUAUUGAGGACGGAAGAUCUAAACCGAAAAGAUGUAUUAUGAAAUAUUACAUUUACAUAAUAUGAAUAUCACCUUUUGCUAGUGUGUCCUCAUUUAAGGGACGAACGCACAACAAACAUACCCAGGUAUUAUAUGUACUGGUCAAAUGUGAUCGAUUCUAACAACUUUUCUUGUGGAAAUAUUGAAUAAUAUUGCUACGUAUGUAUAUAUCAUUGGCUACAGAUACCGUAAAUGCUUACUUUCAUAUAAUUAACAUGUUUAGAUAUAUGCCACGUAUAAUUGUGGUUGACUGAGGUAAAAAUGUUUUAAUAUUUAUUGCAUAUCUAUGUUUCACUCAAUGCAUGUUGUCAUUCAAAUUCUUUUUUGUAACGGCCAUGUUCUAAUUGAAGAUGCUAAUAAAACUUAGGCUUCA